This is a messenger RNA of Lachancea mirantina, 597 nucleotides long. The record is from the annotation of a GenBank genome assembly. Lineage: Eukaryota; Fungi; Ascomycota; Saccharomycetes; Saccharomycetales; Saccharomycetaceae.
AUGCCACUAAAACACGUAGUGUACUGUGAAGUGUGCUCUUACCCACCUGAGUACUGUGAAUUUACUGGUAAAGUCAAGCGAUGCAAAGUAUGGCUGCGAGAUGCCGAUAGGCAAUUGUACGCCAAGUUGUACGACGAAGCGGAUUUGGAGGGUGCUACUGCAAAGCUUGCGGAAUCGUCAAUCGGUGGCGAAAGAGAGGAAAAACUAGAGAAGGACCUCCUGAAACUGCAGGCAAAGCAAGAGAGCAAAGAACAGCGUGAACUCGCGAAAAAGCUGUCAUCUAAAGUGGUCAUCAAGCGUGAAGCCAGAACGAAGCGUAAAUGCAUGAUCGCCAUAUCUGGGCUGGAAGUGUUUGAGAUCGACAUGAAGAAACUCGCGAAGACUUUUGCGUCCAAAUUCGCUACUGGGUGCUCCGUAUCCAAGAACGCCGAGAAAAAGGACGAAAUUAUUGUUCAGGGAGACGUAAUGGACGAAGUAGAGGCCUACAUCCAUGCGCUUUUGGAGGAGAAAGGACUCAAAGAAGUCAAGGUCGAGAAAAUCGAUAACCAAAAGAAGAAAAAGAAGCCCACAACAACCACCCCAGGAGCUCAGAACUGA